Molecule: messenger RNA, 1629 nt
Organism: Neofelis nebulosa (Clouded leopard)
Lineage: Eukaryota; Metazoa; Chordata; Mammalia; Carnivora; Felidae
Gene: METTL22
Product: methyltransferase 22, Kin17 lysine
Exons: 13
Coding region: 172-1605 (477 amino acids)
Biological process (GO): protein methylation
Cellular component (GO): nucleus
Molecular function (GO): protein methyltransferase activity
Source: RefSeq, a predicted model, not a curated record
GACGCGCGCGGAGGAGGCGGGGCCGCGCCUGCGCAGGCCGCCUAUUAUGGCGGCCGCCUGAGCCCGGGGUUGAGAAGGCUCAGCCGGACUCCGUCCUGGUACUCGCGGCGGGUGCUCCUGUCCCAUGAUUCCCGUGGAGCCCGGCCAUGGUAGCUGGCCCCCACCCUGGCCAUGGACGAGGUCACCUUCAAAAGUGACACUGUGCUGUCAGACGUCCACCUCUACACCCCGAACCACAGACACCUCAUGGUGCGGCUGAACGGCAUGGGGCAGCCUGUUUUCCUGUCCCAGUUCAAGCUUCUGUGGAACCGAGACUCUCGGACAGACUCAGGGGCUGAGGGUGAUGGUCGUGGCACUCUUCUUGCCAAGGAGACGCCGCCAUCCGGGCCGGGCAGUGCCAGGCCCCCUCCGGGGAGCGGCCACAGUGACGCCACCAGCCAGGUGGGGCUGGGAACUCGGCUGGACGAAGACGGGGAUUUGGACGUGGAGAGGAGACCACCGACUGCUUCGGACCCCGAGCUAGCAGGGCCUCCGAGAGACAAGGUACAUCCCACGAUUCUAACGCAGGAGGAAGAGGACCCACUGGCAGAUGGAGCACGAGAGAGCAGCCCCCGGGAUAUCGUCAGAAUAGUGGCCCUUUCUCUUUUGGUCUCCAUCCUGUCCAGAGCACACCAUGGCCACCCCCCUGGAGGAUGUUGGCAAGCAGGUGUGGCGGGGCGCCCUGCUCCUGGCAGACUACAUCCUCUUUCAGCGGGACCUCUUCCAGGGCCGCACCGUGCUGGAGCUCGGGGCGGGCACGGGGCUGGCCAGCAUCAUCGCAGCCACCGUGGCACGCACGGUAUAUUGUACAGUUGUCCGUUGCACCGUGGUGAGCACGUUUGUGCCCCGUUGUCUCAUAGUCCUCAGGCUGGACUCCUAGAAGCAGAUGUCGGCGCAGAUCUCCUGGCCAUGUGCCAGCGAAAUAUUGCCCUCAACGGCCACCUGACUGCUGUUGGAGGCGGUGUGGUUAAGGUCAAAGAACUGGACUGGCUCCGCGACGACCUGUGCACAGACCCGGAGGUCCCCUUCAGCUGGUCGCAGGAGGAUGUCUCUGACCUGUACAGCCACACCACCAUCCUGCUUGCGGCCGAAGUGUUUUACGACGAUGACCUAACUGACGCUCUGUUUGAAACCCUGUCCCGCCUCGCUCACAAGCUGCAGAACGCCUGCACGGCCAUUCUGUCUGUGGAGAAGCGGCUGAACUUCACACUCAGACACCUGGACGUCACAUGCGAGGCGUACGACCACUUCCGCUCCUGGCUGCGGCGGCUGGAGGGGCUGGCUGACGGCCGGCUGCGCUUCGCGGUGGAGCGGGUGGAGGCCUCCUUCCCGCAGCUCCUGGUUUACGAGCGCAUCCAGCAGCUGGCCCGCUGGGUCCAUCAGACUAGGCCUCUGAGGAAGCCUCCCAGUAGCGGUAUACGGGCCGGGUACCGGGCCGAGCUCUUUCCUCCCCGGCCUCAGUUGAUGACGAGACCAGGAGCUCUGGAAGAUCUUUGUGGAACCGGUGAUGUGACCCACCGCAUCCCCAAGCACGGCUUCUCGACUGUUCUUAGAGUACAUCUCUAAUAAAAUCAAAAGCUCACGAAGUGA